Messenger RNA from Cuscuta europaea, 2903 nucleotides. NCBI's taxonomy places the organism in Eukaryota, Viridiplantae, Streptophyta, Magnoliopsida, Solanales, Convolvulaceae. The record is from the annotation of a GenBank genome assembly.
UUUGCUAUAACUCGAAUUAAUAGUUAGAUAAAUAGUUAAUUAGUUUUUUACAAUUUUUUAUUAAUUGCUACAUUUGACUCUAGUUUAAAAAAUAUGUUGUACACAAAACUAGUUAAUUGACUACUUAAUUUGCUAUAACUCGAAUUAAUAGUUAGAUAAAUAGUUAAUUAGUUUUUUACAAUUUUUUUAUUAAUUGCUACAUUUGACUCUAGUUUAAAAAAUAUGUUGUACACAAAACUAGUUAAUUCACUACUUAAUUUGCUAUAACUCGAAUUAAUAGUUAGAUAAAUAGUUAAUUAGUUUUUUACAAUUUUUUAUUAAUUGCUACAUUUGACUCUAGUUUAAAAAAUAUGUUGGACACAAAACUAGUUAAUUCACUACUUAAUUUGCUAUAACUCGAAUUAAUAGUUAGAUAAAUAGUUAAUUAGUUUUUUACAAUUUUUUAUUAAUUGCUACAUUUGACUCUAGUUUAAAAAAUAUGUUGUACACAAAACUAGUUAAUUCACUACUUAAUUUACUAUAACUCGAUUUAAUAGUUACAUAAAUAGUGAAUUAGUUUUUUACAAUUUUUUUAUUAAUCGCUAUGUUUUUUAGAUGGAUCGUCCUAGAUAUUCGGUUGAUAUGGGUAACCUCGAGCGCAACCGAACGAAAGAGCUUGCGAGGAAGAGAUCCCGCAAAGGUAAAUCACAUAUCGGCUCUUCAUCUCAAAGUCGAGAUGAUUUUGAUACGGGUUACGUAAGGAGGGAUGGUGAUGCGAUGACCGACGAACAACUAGAACAAGAAUUGCACCGACAUAAUUCCCGCUUUUUUCAAGACCAACCGAGGACCAUUGACGAAGAAGAGCUCGAGGACGAGGACGACGAUGUGGAGGAAGCAAUUCCGGAGAGCCACGACGACGACGAGGAGGAGGGUGGCGGCAGCCAUGACGCCGACCAAGCAGCCUCAUCCCAAACAGGUACAAAAAAAAGUAAAUCUGAAUUAAUGGCUAAUAAUUUUUCUAAGUGGAAGGACCCGAACACCGGGAAUUGGACCGCAACUUGCAAUUGGUGCAAGAAAAACUAUAGCUUGGGGAUUUCCGGCGGAUACGGAUCCGCCACAAGACACCUUAAGUCCAAACACCCGGUGGAGUAUGCAAAAUUAGGUGGCGGAACGGGGAAGCAAACGCAAAUAUCGAGGUUUGCAAAUAACCAACAAGCUUUUGGUAAUUUCUCAUACAAUGAUGCACAAAAUUUGACAGGUAUGGCUAACUUACUUGUUGAAGAAAAUUUGCCUUAUUUGUUUUCUGAAAGUCUUGCUUUUCGUGAUUAUGCACAAACUUGUUUAAAUCCGCAAUAUAGAGGUUAUAGUCGCAAAACGGUUAAAAAAGAAAUUUCAAGGCUUUAUGGUGCGGAAAAGGUAAGGUUACAAAAUUAUUUUGCAAACUUUGAUGGACGUGUUACUGUAUGUUCUGACAUAUGUGAGAAUACUUAUCAUAAUUUACAUUAUUUGGGUCUGACUGUACAUUAUAUUGAUAAUGAUUGGCAUAUGCAUAAACGUGUUCUUGCUUUCCGUGAAUUUAAUGAGUAUUUUAAUUGAUAAGGUGUUUGCUAUUGGUUUUGAUAAUGCUACUAAUAAUACUGCUGUUAUUCCUAGAUUGCGUGAAUUGUGUGGUUCUACUUCUUUGAUGGGUAGAUUUUUUCAUCAACGAUGUGCAUGUCAUGUUCUAAAUUUAUGUGUGCAAGAUGGUCUAAAAGCGUUGGGAGCAUCGUUGGAGGUAGUCAAGGGGGGGAUUAGACGUAUUUGGGGUAAUGGACAACUUAGGAAAAAAUGACAUGAUUAUUUGAUAGAAAGAGGUGAGAGAUAUGUGGCUUUUCCAAAAGAUUUGUCUAUUCGUUGGAAUAGUACCUAUAAGUUAAUUGGAGUUCUUCUUAGAUAUAAACAACAUUUUCCUGCUUUUAUGAAACAAUAUGAUAACUAUAUUAUAAACUCGGCUGAGAUCGACACCUGUGAAAAAAAUUGUAAUGCUUUGAUAUAUUUUAAUAAUGCAACUGAAACUCUUAGUCAUGUUUAUAAACCUACCUCAAACCAAUUUAUUCGUGAAGCUGUUAAUCUCGCCGGUGCUUUUUCAAAUUUUGAGAAUGUUGAUUAUGUGAGUUAUUUUGCUGGUUUUAUGAAGGAAAAGUUUUUAAAAUAUUAUUCACAUAUUCCGCAUAUUUAUGGUAUUGCCUUUGUUCUCGAUCCUCGUUUUAGACUUGGUUCUUUAGAAGAAUGUUUGAAUUAUUAUUAUGCUGCUUUUUUUGGUCCAUUGCCAAUGUAUGAGGACAAUCCAAUUGAUCCGAAAAAAGAAUACAACGAGGUUAGUGAUAUAUUUUAUGCAUUAUUCAAUGACUUUCAUGCACAAUAUGGCAAUGCGCCCCCUCCCCCGACACAAACAUCAUCUAAAGGAAAAUCAAUUUUCAAAUCUACGUUUGCCAAUCUUAUUAAAAAAAACAAAAUCAACUCCCGCUACACAACAAAGCACAAUUAAUGAGAUUUCUUUGUAUUUAACUUAUGAUGUUGAUUUUGAAGAAGAUGAUGAUUUUGACGUACUAGACUGGUGGAAGGGAAAAGAAAGAAUGUUCCCGGUUUUAGCAAAGAUGGCUAAGCAAGUGCUAUCAAUGCCGGUUUCAACGGUUGCCGUGGAAGAAGAAUUUAGUUCGGCCGGCAAUGUUCUAACACAAACCAGAACGAAGUUGAGCGCUGAAUCUCUUGAGAUGCUUAUAUGCUACCACGAUUGGUUGAAAGCAGCACGUAGAGCUCAAGAAAUUGACAUCACUCCAUCCCAACACUUUAUGGAUGAAUCUACAACAGAGGAUGGCUCUACCUAUGCCGGAGAUUCCGAUUAAAAAAAAUUAUAGUUCCUAUUUAAUUUUCAAAUGUAGUUC